This is a messenger RNA of Wyeomyia smithii (pitcher-plant mosquito), 1747 nucleotides long. RefSeq lists its product as uncharacterized. Lineage: Eukaryota; Metazoa; Arthropoda; Insecta; Diptera; Culicidae. The transcript is spliced from 3 exons. Gene Ontology annotation, cellular component: cytoplasm. Gene Ontology annotation, biological process: positive regulation of MAPK cascade; cell surface receptor protein tyrosine kinase signaling pathway. The record is from RefSeq and is a predicted model, not a curated record. The coding region runs from base 1 to 1707 and encodes 568 amino acids.
AUGGGGAUCGUUCGCUCUCCUAUUGUGAGCUUUAGAGCAGCAUUUUUUUUCAAUUUUGACAACCAGUGUUGUGAUCAAAGGAAAUGGCCGAAAUACUUCCAAUUAUUCAAAGCCAGUCGCAAUGGUAUAGAGCGCCUAGAAAUAAGCGACAGUGAAAACGACAAGAAUACAAGAAUUGUAACGCUAGAAAACUGUGUCAAAAUCAUAGUCGAGCAGUCCCCUGUUAACAUUAUAAAUGUUGUUACAAAAACAGGACAAAUUCAACUGCAUUCCAGUAAUGAUCUACUUGUGAAACAAUGGAAAGUAGCGUUACAGUCAGUAGCGUUCAAAGAAAAACCAUCACAAAGCGGUAUUGUGUACCAUAGUACCAUCAUUGAAGAGGACAAUGAUUUAUAUUGUUCAUCCUAUAGUGAAGGUAUAUUCACGGUGACGUUGAUACCAACAAAUGCUUCCAUUAAGUGUGGACUAGAACCUAAAUUGUACACUCUCAUGUUAUCAAGUUCAGACAUUUUGUUAAAAUGUUACGACGAUGAGUCAUUCAUAGUAGCGCGUUGGCCUUACCGUUUCAUUCGUAAAUAUGGUUAUCGUGACGGGAAAUUCACGUUCGAGGCCGGCCGGAUGUGUGAUACCGGUGAAGGUACUUUUAAACUGGACAAUGUUAAUCCACAAGAAAUUUUCCGAAGUAUGGCAACCAUUAUGAAAUCUAUGAAAAAUAAAGUCACCAAUGAUACACCCAGUCAAUCAAAUCAGCUGAAUUUUGCAUUACGUAUGGAAGCCGGCUCAAGAAGUCCACUACCACCAACAAUUCCAGAUGCUUGUAUCGAUAUGGAAUGUCAAAAUUCUCUUCAGAGCGUUAUUUUAACAUCGGAUAUAACAACCGCAUCCAAUUCAAGUACAAAUGCAAACUGCAUCAUCCCAUGCAAACCACCACGAAAAACUUUCAAACCGAGUUUGAAUAGAACAAACUGUUCAAAAAUAUUACCUGAAGAACGCCAUCGCCAUAGUUCCAAUAUAACAUCUGUUUUCAUACAAAAUUUUAAUAGUCUUGAAAAUUCAAAAGAGUUGGCAGGGCAAUCCUCCAAUUCUGCAUCAUUAACACAUAAAAGCGAUCGGGAGUAUGAAUGUGUUAAAGACAUUACUGAAGCUUGGAAAAAACUUGGAAUAGACGAUAUAAACCACACGGAAAAAGUACUGAAUGAUGAACUGUGCUCAUCGCGAGAACACCAUGGCAAUGAUUUGUCUGAUAAAUCUACAACUACGUUUAGUUAUACGAAGUAUAGCAUUUUUGAUGAAACAUACGAUAGGCUGAACUUUUUUCGUACAACUUAUAAAUCCAGUGGAUAUAAAACAAUUGUUCCAAUUAAUACACAAUUUACUACACAGCGGUUUAACGUAAAUGUAUCAGAUGAUUAUGAAAUAGUUGGGGACCCAACCAUAUCAUCGAACAAUCAUAGUUUCAACAGUAGUGAGUUAGAUAGUUUUGAUGACAACGCCAACCAUGUAUCAACUGGACCAGACUUUUUGCCUUGCAGGAAAGCAGAUGAUAGUUAUUUAGGAUACGGUACGAUACGUAGACAUAACGAAAUAGAACAAAUUAACAAUGACAUUGCAUCUACAAUGCCCAGCAGUCCAACAAACAAUGAAGUUAUGGAGAAUAAUUCUACACAGUUGACCUAUUCAACGGCGUACAAACCUAAACUAGUUUGAACGAUAACCUUUUAUGUGAAAUAAAUUACUCAUGUUAUAA